GCUUUUCCGCAACAAAGACAUCGAUUGUACGCGUCGCCGCCUGCGUUUCUCCCCUUAACCGUAUUGGUUGUGUAUUUUCCUGCGUGCCUUCCGGAGCGUUUCCCCAACCGGAAUGUGUUGCGCCGCGCCCGAGGAACACGCCGUUCUAUACCGUCAACCGUGCUCCGUUGAACGACGCGCUAGCCCGCGCGCUGCACACGUACUGCCUUCUACGCUUCCGUUGACGCUGCAGCUGCACAGCGUCCAACACACCCAAUGAAGCACCGCACCGAGGCAAACAAAGUCUCCCUUGCGACGGCGAGACCCGCCUCCGCGAACGGAGGUGCGGCGGUGGCGAAAGGACUGUUGCGAUGUGUGUGUCGCACGCCGCACAUGCUGCGCCUGUCACUCGCGCUGUUUGCGGUCGUGCUCGUGUUUGUGUCUGUGGCCAACGUGCAUUGGAUUCAAGUGUCCACGGUGGUGCAGGGCGAGAAACCAAGCGCGAGUGACGUCCGCCGCCCCGGAGAUUGGAAGGACGCCGCCGCUUUUAAGGGAGUGAACGAGUCCGUGCUGCCGCCGAUGCGCGUGCGGCCGGACGACCAGGCGUGUGCGCUGUGCACGGACGGUCUGGUGUACGUGCACGUGGGCCGCGCCGCCCACGCGACGGAGGCCGUGUCUGCCGUAGCCGUGCAGCACACGGUGACGGAGGUGCUGCACGUGCGGCUUGACGAUGCGCCGACUUUCAGCGCGGGGCGCGGGCCGUCGACUGCUGCGUGGCCGAGCUCGUCGGAGGUUGUGUCGCGGUGUCUCGCACAGCUGAUCAGUCUUGGCCUGCUCGGCACUGCGCAGGGCGCGAGUCUUGCGCACGGCGGGACGGCCCCGCGUGUGAGCGCUGCGGUGCUUGUGGACUACGACGCUGCUGGGGCGGGGACGCUUGUUGGGCGUGCGGACCGGUGCCCCGCGUUCCUGGCGGAGGUGCGGCCGGUUGCUGCGUCCGCUGCCGCCGCUGGUGCUGCGACGAUGGACGUGUCGUACCCGCGGCUGCCGUCGUGGCCACUGCGUGUGGCUGGCGGUGGGGGAACGGUGCUGCCUGCGCCGCCGUACUUCGGGACUGCGACGGUGCGCGAGACGGACGUGGACCGUGACGUGCAGCCGCCCGCGUCUGUGGAGCUGACGGGUGACGGGAGCGCCGUUGUAGUGCGCUUUGGCCGCGACGAGGCGUCGAGGAGGCCGGAGCCGUUCGAGGUGGUGUGCCCGCCGCACUUCAUGUCGGUGCACAUUGGCCGCUUCGGCCGGCAGCACAACCAGGUGCAGGAGAUGCUGCACACUCUCGCGCUGUCGCACAGGACGAACCGCACCUUCAUCGUCCCCGUUUUUGCGCCGGAAAACUACAUUCCGUAUAUCCGCUACGACGCGCAGAAGGUGUACGGGUUCAACGCGCUGCGCCGCGAGGGCGGGUACUGCCUCGUGUCGUACGCCGAGGCGCGGCGUGUGCUGAAGGAGCUGGAGGCGCGGGGCGAGCCGAUGAGUCUGCGCCGCCUCAACUACCGUGGCGUUGCGCGUCCACGCGAUGCGAAGCAGUGGGCCGAUGAACUCGCCGGAGACUGGUGGCAUGUACCUCCCCGCACCGACGCGGGCGGCCGGCGGUACAACGUUGAUGCGUGGUUUGAGGAUUCGAAGCUGCGUGAGCCGCCCCUGACGAACGUGAGUGACGGCCGCGCCGAUGGUAUGCACUUCGUGGAGACGGAGGACGAGUUCACGGCGAAGGACGUGUUCCCGGACGGCGGUGAGGAGCCGUACGUGCGGGUGGCGCGGAUGCGCAAGGCGAUCACGCUGCUCGUUGAUCUGCUCGGUGGUGCCCAUGAGAGCAGACCCGCCACGAAGCCGCAGCCUCGACUGGCGGUGCUGAGCAGCCGCAUGGCGUUCUUUGUGCAUCCGCCGCUGCGGGAGCAGACGCGGCUGAUGGGGCUGCUGCGGCCUGCGGAGAACAUCACGAAGGAGGCGGACCGCUUCUACGCGGAAGCCGCCGCUGCCUACAACUGGCCGCGACUGAGGGAGGCCGGUGAUGCGGCGGGUGUGCGCGGUGCGCUGAAGCCCGGCAACUUCAAGGGCGUGAUCGGGUUCCACAUUCGUCGCCGCGAGGGCAGCUGCAGGGCGGAGGCGCUACGGAUUGAAGGACCGAACGUGGCCAUUGAUCGGCGCUUCCAACUUGAUCGGGCGAACCCGAGCUGGUCGAGCCCGCUGUCGACAGUGCGGAACAUGGAGCUGGACUGCGCGCUGACGAGGACGCGCGUGGCAGAGCUGUACCGGCAGUACACGCAGUGGAUGCGGCACAACAUGACGGAGGACGCGGCGGCCUCUGCGCAGCUUGUGCCGACGAUUUUCAUGGCCUACGACCACCAAAGCGGCCCGAUCGCUGAGCAGGUGGAGCAGCGACUGGCCGAGAUGUGGCUGAGCCGCCAACGCAGCUCGACGUGGGGCGCAGCGACUGUACGUCCUCACCGGUUUGUGGCUUCGUAUGAUGCCCGCGUUAACAUGAGUUUCGCUGCAGCGUUUAAGGCUGAGACCCGCCGACUAAACACCCAUCGGAGCGUACAGUCCGAGCCCAUCAGCGAAGAGGAGCGUCAGGUGGUGCUCACACGUAGGCUGUACGACUUUGCGUUUGCGGAGAUCUGUGCGAUGGCCGUUGACUUCUUCAUGCUGACGAAUGUAGAGGUGUUUCGCGGCAGCACGCUUUCUUCCGUGUCCAUGAACGUGAUAAUGCGUCGUUGGGGCCGCGGCUUGCCGUGCCACGGCGCGUUACCCGGGUAUAUGGUGUCGUACUACACGUCGAUGUGGUCGUAA
This is a messenger RNA of Leptomonas pyrrhocoris, 2823 nucleotides long. RefSeq names its product phosphoglycan beta 12 arabinosyltransferase (SCA1). The record is from RefSeq and is a predicted model, not a curated record. Lineage: Eukaryota; Euglenozoa; Kinetoplastea; Trypanosomatida; Trypanosomatidae. The coding region runs from base 373 to 2823 and encodes 816 amino acids. The transcript has a single exon.